GGGGGGAAUAACCAAGGCUGCUUGAGAUUAACGGGCCGGGGAAACGAGGCCAGGUUUGAGGAGAUUUCUUUGGCGGGCGAAUAAAACCUUAUUGUACUGAGGGGAUAAUGAAAGCUCGCUAUCUUGGCUAUAUUGCAGUGCACACUGAAGAUGAUGACAACACUGUAAUAAUUGAUGAUUCAGAAAUGGAAGAUACAGAAAAUGGACCUGAAACUCAAGGGAAGUGUGAUGGUCGCUAUGUAACUCAUCUUACAUAUGAAGGUAAUGAAGAUUUAUUGGAUAUAGAGGAGCAAGCUGGAUCACAGGAAAAUCUUUCAACAAGUGCGCCAAGGCUCAGUCGCAAUCCAGAACAAAUGGAAUUAGUUUAUUUACGUAAAAGGCGCCGACUUGCAUCCUCUCUAACGGGGAUGAGAGCCAAAGAGCCUGAAUAUGAAGAUGGAGAUGUUAUUUAUGAAUACGACCCUGAUGAUGAAUGUGGGAGUGUUGUAUCUGAAGCUUCAUGUGCAGGAGAUCAGCAGAAAACACUUAUGGAAGUCCUUAAUUAUUGUCAGGCCAUGUAUGAUGCCAUUCUGAAACUGGAUGAGAAGUUUGAGAGCCUUCAUCGCAAGGUCUCAGAAAUGCAACACACCCGGUUAAAGCCUUUACUUUUAAAACCAAGGCCACUUAGGUUUAUGUACAGAAGUCCUAGAAAUCUCUCACCUGGAAAAAUCAGAAUCCAGAAGGCAACAGAAAGAAAGCCAAGUCAGAUCUUACCCCCUGGGCAUGGAUGUCAGAGCCAACCCAUGAAGGUUAAGCUACAAAGAGCUCCUAUUUUGACCAGAUCUGCGGUUAAGCCAGUUCCACACACCCUUCAACCUGAAUCACAGCCCCCUGUGCACAGGCAGAGUCCACCACUUCCUACAAUUGUUUCCACCCGUUCACUGUGUCCCCCAUUCAACAUGGCUAGUGACAUGCCUAAUAUUCCUUCACAAACCAAUCUAGCAAACUUAGCCAACGAAAGCUCUGUUACUGUGGCAGCUUUGGCAAUAGCCUCACCAGUGGUGUCAUCAGUAGCAUCUACACCACCAGCAGCUAAUUUGGAGAGAAACAAUAGGACAGUGACUAACAGAACUUCACCUGGAAGUAGAAGUAUUCGUAAUGAGCCACCUUCGUCAUCUUCUGUUUCUGCCAGUUCAGCAGUUGCCUCUAGUCGUUUAUUGAAUGCACCAGUUACAGCUAAUAAGAUGUGUGACCUUCCUUCACAAGCUAGUCUUUCAACUACUGAUGGUCCCGCUCAGGUAGAAUCUUCAGCUGUACCCUCACCAGUGAUAUUACCUGAAACCAGUUUGGAGAGGGGGAAAAAAUUGGUAACUUACAGAACUUCAACCGGUGGUACAGAUAUUAGUAAUGAGGUACCCUCUUCUUCUUCUUCUAUGAGUCAUAAUUUUGAGUUCAUUGGUGAUCCAAAGCGGAAUGUGAAGGUCCUUGGCAACUAUUUGAUGAAAGCGUGGCAAAAGACCGUGCCAAAGUAUGCUGCGCGCUACUUGGUCCGGGUUUUGUUCCCAAAAGAAACAUUGCUAUGCAGUGUUAUGGGUACAAGAGCUCGAGGACGCAGGACACUAGACCCAAACAAGGUCGCUGCAAUCAGAGAAUUUCUUGCUGCUUAUUUCCCAAGUUAUGAUCUAAGUGAGCGUGGGAAAGACUGGAAAACCUGUAUUACAAAUGUGAAUGCAAUGAUCCGCUGCUUACGUUAUGAAAGCAAAACAAGUCCAAUCACUGAGGGAAAAGAGAAAGCUCCUGAAGCUCCAGACACAUCCAUGUGUGUAGAUUUAAUUGAUAUUGAGGAAGAGAGUGACAUCAAUUCUCAAACCAGUUCAAUAUCAAACCAGCUUCAAAAUUCAACAGGGGAUAAUAAUAAAAACACACCUUCUUCCAGUGAACCGCCUUCUUUAGAGCCAAUGGCACAUCUUGGGAACCCAUCAAGGAAUGUCCAGUUGCCCUUUUCAGUUAUUUUUGCAGCCAAAGGAAAAACUCGGCCAGAACUUUCAGCACGCUACCUGAUACGUCAUCUGUUCACAGAGAAUAUCCUGAUAAAAAGCAAUGUGUAUGGCAACCUGGACCGUGGCACACAUCCACUGGACUGCAACAAAAUAAACGCUCUCAGAGACUUUCUGCAAGAGACUUACCCAUCUUUUGAGCUGAAGGAAACUGGAUAUGACUGGAAAGCAUGUGUUGCAGCUAUAAACAGCACAAUUCGCAGCCUGAGAUUUGACCAUAAAAAGGCCUCAUCUGGAGUCCAAAGCAAAGUGUCAGCUAAACCACCUCCACUGUCACGAAGUUCAAAAUGUUCCCUGUGAAACCCUGUCGCAGUAUAACAAUAUAAAAGCAACUUUCUAGUCUGUCAGCCAUAACUGUGUUAGAUGUAGCCUCUGCUACAGUCACAGUGGACUUUUUUCAAGAUGUGGUACAAUAGUUUAUUUUCAGUAGCUGUCAACUGGAGAGUUUUAGUAUUCUUAACAAAAUGAAAUUUAGUAGAUCAGAGUAAGAAUUUGGUUUCUAUCUUGUGUCAGUGAUGCUUCUGUCUGCUGUAGAGGAUGACAGGCAUUAAGGAAACUCAUUCUCAAUGCACAGUGUCUUCUGCUGAGAAAUGCUAUUCCUAAGAGAAAUUACCUGCAAAUGGUAUGUGCAUGUUAGUUACACUGGACAUGGGUUACAAGGUAGAAUACAGUGGUACCUUGGUUCUCAAACGGCGAAAACCCAGAAGUAAGUGUUGCAGUUUGCAAAUGCUUUUCGGAAGCUGAACGUCCGAUGUGGCUGUCGGCUAUUGUUUCCAGGGCGCCUGAACCAGAAGCUGUGCCUUGGUUUUUGAACAUUUCAGAAGUUAAACAGACUUCUGGAAUGGAUUAAGUUUGGCACUUUUGUUUUUGCUAUUUAUUUCGUGUUUUUGUUUUUGAGGCUUUUUCGGUUAAUUUGUUUUUGUGACUGUGUGGAACCCAGUUCAGCUACUGAUGCAUUGAUUGAGUGACUGCAGAAAUGGAUAAAAGCCCCCCAUCCAAACAAUGACUAUCAUCAGUGAAGUUAAGAAUAUAUU
Molecule: messenger RNA, 3070 nt
Organism: Podarcis raffonei (Aeolian wall lizard)
Lineage: Eukaryota; Metazoa; Chordata; Lepidosauria; Squamata; Lacertidae
Gene: BEND2
Product: BEN domain containing 2
Exons: 12
Coding region: 108-2336 (742 amino acids)
Molecular function (GO): DNA binding
Source: RefSeq, a predicted model, not a curated record